Molecule: messenger RNA, 2484 nt
Organism: Tachysurus vachellii
Lineage: Eukaryota; Metazoa; Chordata; Actinopteri; Siluriformes; Bagridae
Product: putative protocadherin beta-18
Exons: 1
Coding region: 1-2484 (827 amino acids)
Biological process (GO): homophilic cell-cell adhesion
Cellular component (GO): plasma membrane
Molecular function (GO): calcium ion binding
Source: RefSeq, a predicted model, not a curated record
AUGGGUUUUCUUUGUUCCCCCGAUGUCCGGGUAAGAGGCUCUACCAUCCGCGUUUCGACAUGGAUGACAAAGCUUCUGGUUAGAUUUGCUUUCGUCAUGGCCGUUGCGCACGGGCAGAUUCGUUAUUCUAUUCCCGAGGAGAUGAACAAGGGAUCGGUGGUGGGAAAUAUCGUUCAGGAUCUCGGUUUGGAUGUUAAGAGACUGAAAUCUGGUCGAGCGCGGAUCUUUACUGAGGACAGUCGUGAGUACAUCGGUCUGAAUGUGGAUGAAGGCACUCUGAUAGUAAGAGAGAGGAUAGAUAGAGAGGAGCUGUGCGCUCAAGUGUCUCCAUGCUCUAUACAUUUUCAGAUUAUUUUAGAUAAUCCAGUGGAGCUUCAUCGAAUUGAUGUUGAAAUAUUGGAUAUUAAUGAUAACGCACCUGCUUUUGAAAGAAAAGAAAUCAAUAUUGAAAUAACGGAAAAUGCAGCCAUUGGUUCACGGUUUUCUUUAGACAGUGCGCAUGAUCCUGACGUUGGGCUGAAUACACUGCAGAGAUACACUCUUAAUCCCACGGAAUAUUUCACUUUAAAAGAAUUAUCUCGUAGCGACGGUACAAAAUAUGUUGCAAUGAUUUUAAAAACUCCGUUAGACAGAGAACAAGAAGAAGAGCAUAAAUUAAUAUUAACAGCAUUUGAUGGUGGGUCUCCUCAUAAAUCUGGAACAUUUAAGAUCACUGUCACUGUUCUUGAUGCAAACGAUAAUUCUCCUGUGUUCAGUCAGCCAAUAUAUCGAGUGUCUUUGUCAGAAAAUAUUCCGAAAGACAGUUUAGUAGUAACAGUUAGUGCUACUGACAAGGACAAAGGAUCUAAUGGAGAGAUCACCUACUCAUUUUCACAAAAUUCAGGAAAAGAGGCCAUGGAAUUAUUUAAUAUUAAUUCAAACACAGGGGAAAUUAAAGUAAAAGAUAUCGUAGAUUUUGAAAAAUCUAAACAAUACGAACUGAAUGUCGAGGCAAUAGACAAAGGCGGAUUAACUGAUACCAGUAAAGUACUCAUUGAAAUUAUUGAUGUUAAUGACAAUUCACCUGUAAUCAGUGUUAUCUCAUUUUCUAACCCGAUUCCAGAGGAUUCUGCUACGGAGACUGUUAUUGCAAUCCUAAAUGUUAAAGACUUAGACAGCGGAAAAAAUGGACAAAUUAAAUGCACAGUGAAUUCAAAUCUGCCGUUUCGCAUCAAAUCGACAUCCUCUAAUAUCUACAGUUUAGUUACUGACCGUAUUUUAGAUCGUGAAAUGUUUUCUGAAUACAAUAUAACGAUCACAGCUACAGAUGAAGGUUCUCCAUCUUUAUCUACAAAUAAAACACUGAGGCUCAAAAUAUCUGAUGUGAACGACAACGCUCCUGUUUUCCAGCGUCACUCAUACACGCCUUAUGUUAUGGAAAAUAAUUCACCUGGAGUGUCUAUAUUUGCAGUGACAGCGACUGACAGAGACUCUGGGAAUAAUGCGCGCAUUUCUUAUUUUUUAGAAGAUCUUUCUGUGAACGGAGUUUCUGCUUCGUCUUAUAUUUCCGUUAACGCAGAGAGCGGAGAGAUUCUCGCUAUUCGGUCUUUUGAUUUCGAGCAAACAAAAGAGUUUAAUAUUCGCGUAAAAGCGCAAGACGGAGGCAACCCGCCUCUCAGUAGCAACGUGAGUGUGAAAAUUAUUAUUCAGGACCAGAAUGACAACGCGCCUCAGAUUCUGUAUCCAGUACAAACUGGUGGCUCUGUGGUGGCUGAAAUGGUUCCUCGUUCAGCAGAUGUGGGAUAUCUUGUCACUAAAGUGGUGGCUGUGGAUGUGGACUCUGGACAGAAUGCCUGGCUCUCAUAUAAAUUACACAAACCGACAGACAGAGCGCUGUUUGAAGUGGGCUUACAGAAUGGAGAAAUAAGAACUGUGCGUCAAGUCACUGAUAAAGAUGUUGUGAAACAGAAGCUCACUGUUGUAGUGGAGGACAACGGACAGCCAUCUCGUUCAGCUACAGUCAGUGUUAACGUGGUGGUGGCGGACACUUUCCCUGAAGUGCUCUCAGAGUUCACUGACUUUACGCACGACAAGCAAUACAAAGACAACCUGACAUUUUAUCUAGUCUUGGCCUUGGCUGUAGUUUCUUUUCUCUUUAUCGUGUCCAUCAUAGCUAUUCUGUCAGUGAAAUGCUACAGAUGGAGACGUGAGCGAAUGUUUUACAAAUCCGCUGCCAAUCUUCCGGUUAUUCCGUAUUAUCCACCUCUUUACGCAGACGUGGGAGGAACAGGAACUUUACAACAUAUGUACAAUUAUGAAGCUUACAGAACCAGUGACUCUAGAAAGAGUGAUCUGAAAUAUGUCAGACCUCCUACUGAGAGCAUCAUUAAUUUGGACAGCAGUGGAACACAGACUCUUACAUUUGCUCAGAGCCUGAAAGCUUAUGACGAAUCUGAUCAGGUGAGACCUACAACCAAUUACACUCAGAAUGGCCAUCGUUUUUGA